AUGGCCGACGCACUGAUUGUAUAUCUGCGCCAGACUCUGCCCUCAGAAGUCGCAACCUUGGCAGAACCCUACAUCGCCAGACUUGAACGAGGCGAGUACGAAGCCAUAUUACAAGAUGACGAUGCCCGAGCGCUCGUGGGUCUCGACAACGACUCCAAGACCGAGGAUAUCAAACCUGAGGACUUCCCAACAUGGAACGACUACAUCUUCCACCGGCUUGGGGUCUUGUUGGCCGACCGAAGGAGGCCUGAGAAACAGAGCGUCUUCUUUUGCAUGGGAUAUGCCGCUCUGCUUGCUUUCCUGCAGUCUAAUGUCACGGGGCCUCCCCUGGCCUUUUCUCCCGCACAGUCACUCUUUACUCCGGCCGUUGCAGCAGACCAGCACAAGCUUCAAAAUGUGCGAACGGGUCUCCUCGAGAGCUUAGGGAUGGACGGUAUUGCUGCUUACAAAUUGACGCCAAAUAUCGAAUUGCUUUGUCUGGCCGAUGCAAUCUUCACCUGUCCUCCAAUCUUGAAGAAUAUUGCCGCGGCGAGAUGGGCAAAGCUACGAGUUGCGUUCUUGCAGCAGCGACUCCUCUCUGAAGUCUCGCCGUUUCUGCAGGAUGUCAUCUACGAGGAUUUACGGCUACUGCAAGAUCCUAUCUUCAACGAUGAGAUCAAUGCCACGGUGGGCAUUCAAGAAGAAUUCGCAUUGGAACGGGCUACUAUUCACAUCCAUCAUGGUCUGGAUAAACUCGCGAGAGAAGACCUGGACAGGGUCAGGCGGCAGCGACAGUUCGAGUUCGCCCUGGUGGGCCGGCUGGGCAAGCGGACCAAGUUCCAGCAAACUGAUAUUAGUCAAUUGGUGGUGUUGGCCAAGAGUAAUGCAGAAGACACGAAUGGUGCACCUCGAUUGAACGGCUCGGAAUCACAACCGGGCAAAUCCCCCGCGCUCGAUGUCACUGCGACAACAGCUCAAGCGCAGCCUGAGAACAUCGACCUGAAUGAUGAAACACUCCUAGAAUCAAUCUCAUUUACGAAAGCUCCGGCCGACGACUUUGCGAAAGUCGUUGCCGAGGACGCAUUGCCCCCAAACCUAGCAUCGCUGGAUCCCUCUGCGCAGCCGCAACUACAACCCCUGGACUCGACCAUCCUUCUCGCACUCGCUUCCUCCAUCACGAACACCUCGCCUGCGCAUGGGCUGACGCGGGAAGAGACCUUGCCGUACGCCACCCGGGUUCUAGAAGGCGGCAGUUCCAAUUGGCAGAUCUACACUCAAGCCCUGCUCGUCCGUAGCCGUCUGGAAGGCUACAGAUCCCGGACUGUCGAGCGCGGACUCCUGCAGCUGCAAGCACUCGUCGACCAAGUCAUUGCAGACACUACCGGUGCUACAACAAGCCCGACCAACGGUGACGACAGCACAGCCCAGUCAGCGACAUUCCUACCCAGACCCCAACAGUCCGAAAGCGCUUCGGCCUCCGAGCGACUACGAUACAUCUUCCAACUCGCCUCACCAUAUCGCUGGGACCUGGAAGGCGAGCUCGCAGCCCGCUGGGUGCAACUAGGCGGUCUCCGCUCGGCACUCGACAUCUACGAGCGCCUUGAGAUGUGGGCGGAAGCGGCGUUAUGCUGGGCCGCCACGGAGCGCGAAGAUCGAGCCCGGAACAUCGUUCGCAAACAGCUGUUCCACGCCACGGACAGCAAAGCAGAGCACACCGUUGACGAGUCGGAAACGUGGUCUGGUCCGGCACGACAGCCCCCUCCAACCGAUGCGCCGCGACUGUACUGCAUCCUUGGCGAUCUGGACCAUUCGCCGGAGAUGUACGAAAAAGCAUGGGAGGUGUCGAACCAGCGGUACGCGCGCGCUCAGCGCUCGCUCGGCCGAUUCUACUUCGCGGCCAAGGAUUUCGCAAAAGCUGCUCAGGCUUAUCGGCUGAGUUUGAAAGCGAGUCAACUGAAUCACCCCAGCUGGUUUGCACUUGGCUGCGCCUAUCUCGAACUCGCGGACUUCAGUCAAGCCGCCGAGGCCUUUUCGAGAUGCGUGCAGCUGGAUGAGAACGAUGCAGAGGCGUGGAGUAAUCUCGCCGCCGCUCUUCUCCGCAAGGGAAAGGACAUACAAGUCAACAAAGUCGCUCAAACUCCCACAGAAGCCAAACUAGACGACGAAGACGAAAGCGUGCACCACAGUGCUGAGCAGACCAACACCGUACAACAGCAACAAGAACAACACAAGCAAGACGCCCUCAAAGCGCUCAAGCGCGCCGCAACGCUCAAACACGACUCGCAUCGCAUCUGGGAAAACGCGCUCAUCGUCGCCGCCUCGCUGUCCCCACCGGACUACGCCACCGUCCUCACGGCGCAAAAACGCCUGCUCGACCUCCGCGGCUCCACGGAAGGGGAGAAGUGCAUCGACGUCGAGAUCCUCGAACACCUCGUGCGAUACGUCAUCGCUCUGAGCGAUACGUACGAUCCCGCGCAGCCGGGCGUGCAGCGCAUGACGGUGAAGUUCAUGGACGAAAGCGUCGUCCCUGUCAUCACUGGCUCCGCGGAGCUGUGGCGUCUAGUGGUCGAGGCUACUGUGCGACUUUGCGAUUCGUAUGAAAGUUUGGGGCCGCGGGAGAGGACUGAGGGGAUGGGGGCCGGGGAGGAGCUGGUGGCGAGGGAUUGGAGGUUUAAGGCUAGGAGUGCGGUUAGGGGGAUUUUGGGGCGGGGGAAGGGGAGUUUUGAGGGGAGUGAAGGGUGGGAGAGAUUGAGGGGUGUUAUGGAGGAUUUGAAGGGGUGA
This is a messenger RNA of Neohortaea acidophila, 2760 nucleotides long. RefSeq lists its product as uncharacterized. Bases 1 to 2760 code for a protein of 919 amino acids. The record is from RefSeq and is a predicted model, not a curated record. The transcript has 2 exons. Gene Ontology annotation, molecular function: protein binding. NCBI's taxonomy places the organism in Eukaryota, Fungi, Ascomycota, Dothideomycetes, Mycosphaerellales, Teratosphaeriaceae.